This is a messenger RNA of Saccharomyces eubayanus, 3000 nucleotides long. It is a transcript of the gene ATG9, whose product is annotated as autophagy protein ATG9. The record is from RefSeq and is a predicted model, not a curated record. Bases 1 to 3000 code for a protein of 999 amino acids. Lineage: Eukaryota; Fungi; Ascomycota; Saccharomycetes; Saccharomycetales; Saccharomycetaceae. Gene Ontology annotation, biological process: protein localization to phagophore assembly site; autophagy of mitochondrion. The transcript has a single exon. Gene Ontology annotation, cellular component: phagophore assembly site; autophagosome.
AUGGAGAGAGAUGAAUACCAGCAGCCCAACUCUCAUGGGAAAAACACUUUUCUAUCGCGAAUAUUUGGUUUACAAUCAGACGAAGUCAAUCCUUCUCUCGGCAGUCAAGAGAUGAGCAAUUUCCCUAUACCUGACUUAGAGAGAGGUUCUUCUCUUUUGCAAUCAUCUGGUAGUAGUCAAGAGGAUCGAGAUGAAAACGAUUUGCGUGUUCCUGAAUCAGAUCAAGGCUCCAGCACAGAAGAAGAAGACAUAGAAGAAGAAGAAGAAGAAGAGGUCCAAGCGUAUUUACCACAAAUUAAUGACGGGUUGAAUAAUAAUCGCCACUCCAGUGUUUUGAAGGGUGGGAGAAGUGCAUUUGUAACGAAGAAGAAUGGCUUAGAGAGGUUGGCAGAGGACUCCGCCGAAGAUUCUGUGCCCAAAGUUGGACAGCUUUCGUCAGAAGAAGAAGACAAUGAAUUCAUAAAUAAUGAUGGGUUUGAGGAUGAUACCCCCCUCUUCCAGAAGGGCAAUGCGCGAGAUACUGUGCCUAAAAAGAGCAAUACUGUGGAGGAAGAUCAACGGCCUUUGUUUUUCAGACACAUCUUACAGAAUAACUAUCCUCAGCGCAAUACCGAACAGCUAUUUACCUCGUCGAAAACUUCCCAUCACGAUAAAGGCAAGAACACAGAUGGCACUGCUAAUAAUACCAAUAAAAGCAGAAAGCAUAGCACCAAAUAUUUUGGUAGUGCCUCACAAUCUCGGUUUACUGGUUCACCAUCAAACCAAACGAAUAGAUUCAUUAAAUUGUUUCCUCUAAGAAAGCCAAAUUUGCUAAACAACAUAUCUGUCUUAAAUAACACUCCCGAAGAUAGAAUUAAUACUUUAAGUGUCAAAGAGCGGGCUCUUUGGAAGUGGGCAAAUGUAGAAAACCUUGAUAUGUUUCUACAAGAUGUUUACAACUACUAUCUAGGAAAUGGUUACUAUUGCAUCAUACUGGAGAAAAUUCUUAACAUAGGCACUUUACUCUUUGUCGUUUUCAUUUCCACAUACAUGGGACAUUGCAUUGAUUAUUCUGAAUUGCCUACGAGUCAUCAAAUAUCAGAUAUUAUUAUCGAUAAGUGCUAUUCCACCAACAUAACAGGGUUCACAAAGUUUUUUCUUUGGAUAUUCUAUUUCUUCGUGAUUCUCAAAAUUGUUCAACUAUAUUUUGAUGUUAAAAAAUUAUCAGAAUUGCAAAACUUCUACAAGUACCUUUUAAAUAUAUCCGACGAUGAACUUCAAACUCUGCCCUGGCAAAAUGUAAUACAACAACUCAUGUACUUAAAGGAUCAGAACGCUAUGACCGCAAACGUUGUUGAAGUUAAGGCCAAGAAUAGAAUUGACGCGCAUGAUGUGGCUAAUAGGAUCAUGCGUAGAGAAAAUUAUUUGAUCGCUCUUUACAACAGUGAUAUUUUGGACCUUUCUUUGCCGAUACCACUAUUUAGGACCAACGUAUUGACAAAAACAUUAGAAUGGAAUAUUAACUUAUGUGUCAUGGGGUUUAUGUUCAACGAGUCCGGCUUUAUCAAGCAGAGUGUUUUGAAACCCUCUCAAAGAGAAUUCACACGAGAAGAAUUACAAAAGAGGUUUAUGCUAGCAGGCUUUCUUAAUAUCAUACUGGCACCAUUCCUGGUUACAUAUUUUGUUUUGCUUUAUUUUUUCAGGUAUUUUAAUGAAUACAAGACAUCACCUGGCUCCAUUGGCGCUCGUCAAUACACGCCUAUAGCAGAGUGGAGAUUUCGUGAAUACAAUGAGCUCUAUCACAUAUUUAAAAAGAGAAUGAGUCUAAGUACGACUCUGGCCAAUAAAUAUGUUGAUCAGUUUCCAAAAGAAAAGACCAAUCUAUUCUUAAAAUUUGUUUCUUUUAUCAGUGGAUCAUUCGUGGCCAUUCUAGCAUUUCUUACAGUAUUUGAUCCUGAAAAUUUUCUAAACUUCGAAAUAUCCCCAGACAGAUCAGUCAUUUUCUAUAUUACUAUUUUAGGUGCUAUAUGGUCACUUAGCAGAAAUACAAUAGCCCAAGAAUACCAUGUUUUUGACCCAGAAGAGACGCUUAAGGAACUGUAUACAUAUACACACUAUUUACCGAAAGAAUGGGAAGGGAGGUACCACAAGGAAGAGAUCAAAUUAGAAUUCUGUAAAUUAUACAACUUAAGGGUUGUAAUUCUUUUGCGGGAACUCACUAGUCUAAUGAUAACACCAUUUAUACUUUGGUUUUCAUUACCUUCUUYAGCAGGCAAAAUUGUUGAUUUUUUCAGAGAAAACUCUGAAUAUGUUGAUGGACUAGGUUACGUUUGCAAGUAUGCCAUGUUUAAUGUGAAAGACCUCGCCAGCAAAGAUACAGGUGACAUUAAAGAAGAUGAUGCGACGAAGAAAGCAUAUGUCAAUGGAGGUCGUACGUCAAAUGACAAGCGGAAGAGGAAAUUUGCCACGGAAGAUCACGGCGAUAAAGAUACAGCAAAUAAUAAAAUGCUACAGUCAUAUGUGUAUUUCAUGGAUGAUUAUUCUAACAGUCAAAACCUGACAGGCAAAUAUCAAUUGCCUGCAAAGAAAAUUUACCAACACAAUGAGGGUGAUUCUGCCCUUAACAAUAAGUACUCCUGGAGGAAGCAAUUUCAACCAGGCCAGAAGCCAGAGCUGUUCAGAAUAGGUAGGCAUGCACUGGGCCCCAACCAGAAUAUAUCUCUCAAGAGAUACUCUACAAAGAAUCCUGCGAAGAAUUGGGGUAACAAUAAUAAUGGUAGUAGUAACAACGACGAUGAUGGUACUAACAUUACUAGUAACACUGAUAACAACAAUACUAACAACGAACAUGAAUUUGAACUUACAGAAUCUUUUCUAGAUUCGGACACAUUCCCUCGAUAUGAUGGAGUUAACCAGAACAGUAUGCUGAAUUCGCAUAAUAAUAAUAGUGACAAACUCAACAAAGGAGGAGUCCUGGGACUCGUCAAAGAGUAUUAUAAAAAGUCGGAUGUUGGAAGAUAA